Molecule: messenger RNA, 1263 nt
Organism: Anopheles nili
Lineage: Eukaryota; Metazoa; Arthropoda; Insecta; Diptera; Culicidae
Exons: 2
Coding region: 1-1263 (420 amino acids)
Source: RefSeq, a predicted model, not a curated record
AUGUCCACCCUGGAAGGAGCGAAACCUCAGCUGCCAAGCUAUCUGACGGAGUCGUUGAUCAAGAGCUCGCUCGAGAACGAUCUCCAGCGGACGGUGACGAUCGAUCGGUUUAGUGCCGGACCAGCGACGGCUUCCGGUGAUAAUUACCUGAGCGAUGUGUUCUGGAUCCGGGUGCAGUAUGACGCAGGUGCUUCCGAAACGCGCCUGCUAGCCAAGUGCAUGCCGGAUGUAGGUGAUCGUGGAGCCACGCUAGACGUGUUGGAUGCGUUCCGUAAGGAAACGGAAGCCUUCAUGCAGCUAUUACCGCAAUUCUCCCGGCUUCUAGUACCUGCGAAUGGUGAGCGAUUUGGCGCCAAGUGUUACUACGCCACGACCGAACCCGUACGAACGAUUGUGUUCGAGGAUCUGAAAGCUCUCGGUUUUCGCAUGUGCGAUCGAACGCAGGGUGGUCUCGAUUACGCACAUCUCGAGCUGGUUAUGCGCAAGAUCGCUAAAUUUCACGCCGCAUCGAUGCUGUACGCGGCACAGGGUCCUGAACAGAAGCGGCGGCUUGCUGAGGGAUACUCGUACGGGUUCUACAACCCACGCGAGAAGCCUGAGGAUUACCGCAUCCUGCAGGUGUUCCAGAAGGGACUGGAGAAGUUCCUCUCGGUUGCGAGUGGUUGGGAUGAGCUGGAACCGGCAGUGUUGAAGGCUUUAGAUGCUCUUCAGCCCACGUACAGCAGACGUAUCGCUGAGUGUGUCAACCCGCGUCAACCAGGAACUCGCGUCCACGUGCUGAAUCACGGUGAUCUGUGGAGCAACAACAUGAUGUUCCGGUACGACGAGGAUGGUGCCGUCCAAGAAGUGAUGCUCGUUGACUACCAGCUAUCGUGCUAUGGGAGUCCUGGGCUGGAUCUGGUGUACUCCUUGUACAACUGUCCGCGUCAGGACGUGCGGCGAGAUCGGCUCGAGGAUCUGCUGCAGUUGUACCACCGAACGCUUUGCGAAACAUUACGACAAGCCGGACAUUCAGUGCUGCCGACGUUGGAUGACAUCAAGCAGGAGUACGCAAGACACGAGUUUUUCGGACUCGCUUGUGCCAUCUCGCUGCUGCCGAUCUUAAUGAUGGAGCGAUCGUCUGAUGUCGAGGUGAACUUCGAAGCGUUUUUCGACGAGGAGCAAGCGGAACGUAUCCGAAACAUUCAGUACAAUGGUGCCCAAUAUCGGCAGGUUGUGGUACCGUUGUUGCAUAGUCUACACGCUCGUGGUUACAUGAAGUGA